UUGCUAAGCAAAAUCGAAGAAAACCCACAAAACCAGAUCGGCGAUCCACCGAAAAAGCAAGAAAUCGAUUGUAAAUGGGUCAACAGAAGGCUUUGAUCUAUGCGUUUGUCGGUCGUGGGAAUGUUAUAUUGGCUGAAUACAUAGAUUUCAGUGGUAACUUCUACUCCAUAGCUUAUCAGUGUCUUCAGAAGCUGCCUGCUUCCAAUAACAAGUUCACUUAUAACUGUGAUGGUCAUACCUUCAACUACCUUGUUGAUAAUGGAUUCACAUACUGUGUGGUUGCUGAGGAGUCUGUUGGAAGACAAAUUCCAAUAACGCUUUUGGAGUGCAUUAAGGAUGAUUUCAUGUCAAAAUAUGGGAGUGGGAAGGCUGCGACAGCUCCUCCUAAUAGCCUGAACAAGGAAUUUGGCCCUAAGUUGAAGGAGCAUAUGCAGUAUUGUGCUGAACAUCCUGAGGAAAUUAGCAAACUUGCCAAAGUGAAAGCACAGGUUUCAGAAGUUAAGGGUGUUAUGAUGGAAAACAUUGAGAAAGUUCUUGAUCGUGGAGAGAAGAUAGAGCUUCUUGUUGAUAAGACAAAGAACCUUCAUCACCAGGCACAAGACUUCAGGAACACGGGAACCCAAAUACGGAGGAAGAUGUGGCUGCAAAACAUGAAAAUCGAGCUGAUAGUGUUAGGUAUCCUCAUAGCUUUGAUCCUCAUCAUUGUUCUCUCAGUUUGCAAGGGAUUCAAUUGUGGAAAGUGAGGAUGUUUCUAUUGUGAUGCUAUAGUUGUAUGAAAAGCUUUGUCUUAUAUCAGCAUUUACAAUUCUGUGAGAAUAGAGAUGGUGUAUGUUUCUGUAUGUAUUAGCCUACUCACUUUUUU
This is a messenger RNA of Solanum verrucosum, 862 nucleotides long. Its product is annotated as vesicle-associated membrane protein 721-like. Gene Ontology annotation, biological process: vesicle-mediated transport. The record is from RefSeq and is a predicted model, not a curated record. The transcript has a single exon. Gene Ontology annotation, cellular component: membrane. NCBI's taxonomy places the organism in Eukaryota, Viridiplantae, Streptophyta, Magnoliopsida, Solanales, Solanaceae. Bases 75 to 743 code for a protein of 222 amino acids.